GAGACGUGCGAGAUGCUGGUGAUGGUGGUAGGGGCUAUAGUACAGACGCUCACACGGCUGAAAGGUGUUGCUCUGUAGGAGCUCAGAGAGGAGGCCUACAGUCUCGUAGACAGUCGUCUUGGGAGAAAAGGUCAUCCAGACUUCUCACAGCGAGACAGUGUUUAUACCAGACGGCCUGUGAUUGACAUACUGCAUUCGGAAACCAAAGGGAGGAGAUAUCGGCUGGCCGAGCGUUUAUUAUGGCCCCGCUACUUGGCCUCAUCUUCACCUUAUGGCCUGUCAGCAGAGUUUGUCAAGGAUAUCUCAGUGAUCCCUGGAGCAGCUGUCCUGUCGACAAAAUGUGCAAGGCCAAGUUUGCCAACGGCAUUUGUGAUAAGGAGUGCACCGCUCCACAGUGCCUGAGAGAUGGAUUUGACUGUGUCAAAGCCAAAGAACCCUGCAGGCCAGGCUACGUGCAGUACUGCCGUGACCACUACAACAACAAGUACUGCGAGCACAGCUGCAACACCGCCCCCUGCGGGUGGGACGGCUCUGACUGCUUCCAAACCCAGCAGUCCAACUGGGCCAAGGGCACGCUGGUCCUGCAGACCUCCAUCCCCUUCCAGAAGGGUCCGUUUCAGAAUGGGUCACUGCUAUGGGCUCUCAGUGUCCUGCUCCAGACUAGCGUCAAACUCAGGGGGACAGUGCCUUUCCCCACCAGUAGUGACCUCUCCAGCCUGGAACCUCAGCAGCUGGUAGAGCUGCACCGCCAGCAACCUGCCCACAGGAGCAACGGGUCACUGCUGUUCCUACAGGUGGACAACAGACCAUGCACCCGUCUGCAGCACGCCUGUUUCCCAUACGCGGCUGAGGGAGCGGGCUUCCUGAGCGCCAUGCUGGAGCUGAACCAUGCCACGGACCUGGUCCGGUCCGAGUUCGUCUCGCUAGUCGCCAUCCGGGGGAUCGAACAAGAGAUCGCAGUGAAAGAAACCAUCGCGGGGGUGCCCAGUGACUCGCCCGCUUGGCUGUGGCCUGUGGUGGGUGUGGCAGCAGGCGUGGGCGUGGCCCUAGCCGUGGUGGGCGUGGCACUGCUUGUUUGGACCAGGAGAAGAAGGGAGAGGAGAGGGGGAGGCGAGAGAGCACGCCACAGGUCCGCCGCCACAGACGACAGCAACGGCAGCAAGGCCUGGACUCAGCGCUCGGGGCGGGGCAGGAGGGACAGCGAUAGGGACAGGAGCGGUGUGAAGAAGAAGAAGAAGAAGAAGAAGAAAGGGAAGGAGACGGGGAAGAGACGCAGCGAGCCACUCGGAGAGGACGCCAUCCAGAUGCGGCCUCUCAGGAAAGCCCUGGACAUCGGAAGCGACACAGACGUCACCCAGAGCUCCAUGGAGGACAUCACUCGGACAAUCUGCGACCACAGGUCGCCAGCCCAGAAGCAUUUCGAGCUCAGCCAACAGCAGCCAACCACACAAGCAGCGCCAAGGUGGGAGAGGAGCCCUGCUCCUGCACAGCAGCGGACCACGGCCAACUCGGCCCCGGUGCAGUGGUGUGGCCCGGACGGCUCCGUCGUACUGAUCCGAGCCGUGCGCAGCGGACUGGAUCGGGUGGUGCUGGAACUGCUGAGGGCUGGCGUGCCCGUCAACAACACCGACCACACCGGGAGAUCUGCCCUGCACUGGGCAUGCUCAGUAAAUCACCUCUCAUUGGCUCGGAUACUGAUACGCUACGGUGCUGCAGUAGAUCUGCAGGAUAACAAGGGUGAGACUGCUCUCUUUCUCGCCGCCCUUCAUGGUUGCUACGAGACUGCCAGAUUCCUCCUCUUAAAUGGGGCAAACCAAGACCUGACAGACCGCAGGGGCCGUCGGCCAAUAGAUGUGGCUCAGGAAGCAUUGCAUCAUCAGGUGCUCGAGCUCCUAUUGGCCCACAGUUUCCAGCGGAGUCCAUUUCCUGUGGACUCAGCCACUGAGGUGCUGUGGGACGAUCGUGGUUACUUGUAUUCCCCGUGGGCGGCAUCACCUCCUAGCCUACCAGGAAGAAGCUCGUCCUUUUCUGGGGUCAUAGGUAACCGAGACCUGUCUUCACCACCCCCAAGCACUGACUGGCUAACAAGCAGAGCACAGUGCGCCUCUCUCCAGAACUGGCGCCCCAUGCCAAACCAAUCCGCCACGGCUCUGGUAAGCCCCAGGAUUCUCGGUCACCCAUCCCGGCCAAUCAGCACACUCCAGGAAGUGACUUCAGAAGCGGAGGAAGAAGAACGCGAACCGCAGGACAUUUCCAGGGUGACGUCACAUCACUUCCUGUCUCCCCAGCCAGCACCACGGCAACGUUCCUUUUCUUGCACUCAGCAUGCGCUGCAGCGCCGCUCGACUAGCAACCAAUCGGAGUUGCCUGCACCCAUCGCACCAGAGAAACGAGCCAAUGAACACGUAGAGAUAGUGAUCGUGCCCCAUCCUAAGGCAAUCCCCAGCCAACCAGAGAGUAAAAGUGCAUGGAUGUUCACGAACAUGGCUCCAACAGACUCUGAAAGAGAACGCAAGAAGAGCUGUGAACAGAAAACCGACAGUCAGUAACGAAUCCAUGUCAGUCCAGACUGUUAUGUGACAUGUUUGAGUUCAAAAUAUGUAUUAAGUGCAAUAAUAUAAAUAUAGUGUGUAUGAAUAUAUUUCGAAAUUGAUAACCAUAACAUUUCCAAUCAAGUUUUAUUUUGGCUUAACUAUAAGAAAAUGAUUAAGUUGUUGACCAACUCAAUCAAUAAAAAGAAAUGAUAAAAACUCCAAUGGUCAGAGACAGAGCUCAUGCCUUCGACAAGAGAACCACAGAACGGUCCCCGAGACAGCUCGCCUGGGGCUCGCAUUGGGUUUGUAUGACACGACACAUGCGUGUGAGGAACAGCUUCUGUAAGUUCUCUGAAAUAAGAAGCCUUCUCCUAGAGGUAGUGAAUGUGUACACAGUCUUUAUUGUAAAAGAGGUAGAGAAUACAGGUGUUUCACUGUACAGAGAAAAGACAGCACUGUUGAUAUACGCAUUCAAACUGUAAAUAAAGACAGCAAACACACCCCAUUCAUAUAAUAGGUACACACAGUAAAAAAGAGAAACACACAAAAAAACCCAAAAACAAACAAUCUUUGGAUUAUUCUCUAUUGCCCCCUUUACCCAUGCCAAUUCUUCUCUAUCUGAACUUUAAUGAAACAAUAUGAGUUAGAAUAGCAGUGAUAAUAACAAUAGGA
Molecule: messenger RNA, 3206 nt
Organism: Electrophorus electricus (electric eel)
Lineage: Eukaryota; Metazoa; Chordata; Actinopteri; Gymnotiformes; Gymnotidae
Gene: notchl
Product: notch receptor, like
Biological process (GO): Notch signaling pathway; cell differentiation; multicellular organism development
Cellular component (GO): membrane
Molecular function (GO): protein binding
Source: RefSeq, a predicted model, not a curated record